Molecule: messenger RNA, 5322 nt
Organism: Dermochelys coriacea (leatherback sea turtle)
Lineage: Eukaryota; Metazoa; Chordata; Testudines; Dermochelyidae
Gene: RUFY3
Product: RUN and FYVE domain containing 3
Exons: 19
Coding region: 930-2888 (652 amino acids)
Biological process (GO): regulation of axonogenesis
Cellular component (GO): cytoplasm
Molecular function (GO): metal ion binding
Source: RefSeq, a predicted model, not a curated record
AAAAGUAGAGGCUAAAAUCUGGGUCAAUGAUGCACUGCAAACACUUAAAACUAGAAGGUUUGUUCAAAUUUGUUUUACCAUCUGAGAGUAAAUCCAUGUAAUAUUUGUUUAGAUGGGAAAGUUCAGUUUAAAAGGUAGUUUUUGAGAAAUUUAAACUCACUCAAUCGUAAUUUGCACACCCAAUUUGAUUUAUAUAGAAUCACUCAGGCACGUGGAAGGAAUACAUAUCUCUCUUUGUAGUCAUCAAAUAGACACUCCACUCUUUUGUACUGUGAGAGGGACUGAUGAGAAAUAUGUGUAUUAUGUUAUGCCUGAUCGCAGAUUGACUAGCAUAGUCUGAAAAGAGGUUGUGGACAAUGAGAGCAAGAUCAGCCUAAUUGCUCUCCCUGCAUCAGCAGCAUCUAUAGAGCGUCCUGGGAAUUGCUUGCCCUACGAUCUGAGCAGCUGGUCACAUGAGUCUGAAUUUUCAGUUCAGUUCAUUAGUCAGCCAUUUUGGUCAACACCCUGCUUGCUGCGCACAACCAAUCCUAUUAGCAUUCUGUGUCCAGGCUUCUCUGGGGGAGAAAGAGACUAGUAGUGAUUCUAGCAAUUCUGGAUAUCUUUUCCUAUAGACUUGUAUUAUUUUGGUUUUUCUCUUCUUAAUUUUGGUAACUAGUCAAGGAAGCUUUUUCUUUUAUGCAGUGACCAGGUUUUCUGUGGUUGCUUAGGAUUAAUAGCAUCUAGCACAGCUGAAGAGAAAGAUAAUUGGGGAAGAGAAAAGAGGAGGAGACUGAAGAGGAGCAUCACUUAUACCUUGCUGUAUAUAUGAAAAAGCUACUGCAGUUUGUGUAAUUUGAGCAUAUUUGUUCUUGCACAGCAAGGUAUUUCUUAUUAUCUUCCUCAGAAGGCUUUUCCUUUUAGUUCUUUUUUGUUGUGCCAGCUGAGUCAUCAUGUCUGCCUUGACGCCUCAAAGCGAUAUGCCAACCCCCACUACAGACAAGAUCACACAGGCUGCCAUGGAGACCAUCUAUCUUUGCAAAUUCCGAGUGUCUAUGGAUGGAGAAUGGCUCUGCCUGCGCGAGCUGGAUGACAUCUCACUUACCCCCGACCCAGAACCUACCCAUGAAGACUCUUGGGAGGAUUUGACAGAUUUGGUGGAGCAAUUGCGUGAUACUGAAGAUCCUAAUUAUCUCAUGGCGAAUGAACGCAUGAACCUGAUGAAUAUGGCUAAACUGAGUAUAAAGGGGUUGAUUGAAUCAGCACUUAAUCUGGGGAGAACACUGGACUCUGACUAUGCACCUCUUCAGCAGUUCUUUGUAGUGAUGGAACACUGCCUUAAACAUGGCUUGAAAGCCAAGAAGACUUUUCUUGGACAAAAUAAGUCAUUCUGGGGACCUCUGGAGCUGGUAGAGAAGCUUGUUCCUGAAGCUGGAGAGAUCACAGCAAGUGUUAAAGAUCUGCCGGGGCUUAAGACGCCUGCAGGUAGAGGAAGAGCCUGGCUUCGCCUGGCCUUAAUGCAGAAGAAGCUUUCAGAAUACAUGAAAGCUUUGAUUAACAGAAAGGAUCUUCUCAGUGAAUUUUAUGAGCCUAAUGCUCUCAUAAUGGAAGAAGAAGGUCACAUAAUUGCUGGCCUCCUAGUAGGGUUGAAUGUCAUUGAUGCAAACUUCUGCAUGAAAGGAGAAGACUUGGACUCACAGGUUGGAGUUAUUGAUUUUUCAAUGUACUUGAAGGACGGGAACAGCAGUAAGGGCAAUGAAGGAGAUGGUCAAAUAACUGCUAUUCUGGACCAGAAAAAUUAUGUAGAAGAACUCAAUAGACACUUAAGUGCCACUGUAAACAAUCUGCAGGCAAAGGUGGAUGCUUUAGAAAAAUCCAACACUAAACUUACUGAGGAGCUUGCAGUUGCAAACAACAGGAUUAUAACACUGCAAGAAGAGAUGGAACGAGUUAAAGAAGAAAGUUCUUACCUCUUGGAAAGUAAUCGUAAGGUGACUAAGCAAGACAGAACUGCAGAUGGACUUGCACUAAAUGAAGCACGAAAACAGUUAAAGGAGGAGACUCAGCUACGGCUGGAUGUGGAAAAAGAACUAGAGGUGCAGAUUGGAAUGAGACAGGAGAUGGAACUGGCUAUGAAGAUGCUGGAAAAAGAUGUUUGUGAGAAGCAGGAUGCACUAGUGGCACUCAGGCAGCAACUAGAUGAUCUUAGGGCACUAAAGCAUGAACUCUCCUUCAAGCUGCAGAGUUCAGACCUGGGAGUGAAACAGAAGAGUGAAUUAAACAGCCGUUUGGAGGAGAAGACAAAUCAGAUGGCUGCUACUAUUAAACAGCUUGAACAAAGAUUGCGACAGGCAGAGAGAGAACGUCAGUCUGCCAAGGAGGACAACCGGCUCUUCAAGCUGGAAUUUGGUGACAAGAUCAACAGUCUUCAGAUGGAAGUGGAACAGCUCACCAAGCAGCGGGGCCAACUUGAACAAGAACUGAAACGGGAAAGAGACAGAUGGUCACCAAUCCACCAGGGCAUCCAAGAAAACAAAAUCACAGUAGCCCAAGGCAAGGGCUGCCAGAAGAUGCAAUUAAAAAUGGAUGGGAAGCAGAAAAUCCAGGAAGAAAAUGCCAGACUGAGAGAGCCUGGAAGAGGGGAAAAUGCUGUUCUUCCAAACAAGAUACAGUCUGUCAUACAAGAAGAGAAGGAACUGCCACUUGGACCUGGAAAAUCACAGUUAUGCCAGCUGUGCCAAGAGGAAGGCAGUCUCACCGAAACAAAGAACAUUUGCAAGAACUGUAAUGGAAUCUUCUGCAAGGCCUGUUCAGCUAAUGAACUGCCCCUUCCAUCCAGCAUUAACCCAGAGCGUGUUUGCAACACAUGUCACAAACUGCUGAUACAGCAAUAUUCAACAAGCCCAUUGUAGGACUCUGCAUGGGGGACAGUGAUGACCAAUCAAGGCUUGGCCUAGCUAUAAAAUCUUGUAGCUUAGGCUUGGCUCUGAAGCUGUUCAGGCGAGUUUCUAGAGAAGAAUCUCUCUUCCCUCUCCUCUUGCAAGGUCAGAGAGAGGAAGUACAUUCUUGUGUUCACAUUCUCUCUCAACUGUCUAUUUAAAAUGCUGGUCGGAGCCCUCCUUUAGGAAAACACCCCCCCCCCUUCAGGCAUGAGCUGCUGUGUGAAGAACUUAUCAGAUUAGCCUUAAUACAUGUACCAUGGCAACUGCAAGAAGAGGUAAAAACACACAUACAAAGGUUUACUUAAGUGCUUUGUUUGAAGGCAAAAUGGAUGAUAACUGAAACAAAGAGGUAUUGUUCACCAGCAUGUGUGGCUCUGCUUGAAAUACCACUUUCCCUUCUGUCCUUGGCAGUUCUAUUGAACUGUGAUGCUCCAGUUCAAAGAGGAAAAAUCCCACAAAAGAACAGGGAAUUAAACAUGUGUGUGGCACAUUGUUACUCAAUUCAAUCCUCUCCUGGGCUCCACUUUGGUUGUGUGGCGUUAACGACAGUGGAGAGGAAAGAUUUAAAAGGUUUUGGGGUUAUUUUUUUGAGGCGUGUGAGAGAUAUGAGAACUGAAUAGCAGCCAUUUCGCUCAGCACAGUACGCUUGAAAGUUCUCGUAGCAAAAUCCUCAAACAUUUAAAUACAGGUUUGUUUUUUGGUAAAAACAGAUACCUUUGAACUUCAUAGUGGAGGUUCUCGUUGUGACUUAUAGUAGCUGUGAAUUUUAGGCUCUCUAAAUCUGUUUUAUUUUGAUGGGAUGAUUAGAGGAUGGAUUUUGAUUCCAGAAUAUGUAAAUGGGGGGGAAAAAAACCUGGUCUUCCUUUAAACAGACCAUUUAGGGGCAUUUUUGUACAUUCUGUCCAACAUACUGCUCCUACUAAUGUUGUGCACGUUAAUCAGCUGUUCAAGCAGCAAAUGUGGUGGUCUUUAUUUAAAUAUAGUUGUAAGACUGAUCAAUUUUUAGCCACAAGAAAUGGUGGCUGCUAGCAGGAGGCUCAAAUGUGCUAAUCUGAAAUUCACUUUCAAAUAGGUUUUAUGGUUCAUACAAAGAUAACCUGACUUAAUGUCGUCUUUAAGGCUUCUGUACUCCACCAAAAGGCACCACCUUCCUUCUGAAGUACACAGCCACUUGUACCUCUUAGGGCUCCAGCCUCCCCCUGUGCCAAAACUGCAAAAUUACAAAUGCUGGUAUGCAUCCCUCCCCAAAGAGAGGGGUUUAGUUUAUUUGGCCUACUUUGUACUGGAAAUCGAACUAAACCAUUAAGACCACAGAAUGUAUUGUAAUCUUUAGAAAACUGAUUUAUGUAUAUUUGUGUAUGCAGGGGUGUUGCAUUAAUUUUACUACAAAUCUAUAGGGAAACCUGUUUUUUCUCCAAAGGUGAUUUGCAAAUUAAAUGUUUGAACUACAUUGAAUGCAUGUAGAGGAGAGUUCAGGCCAGUGAUGGGAAUUAGAUGGGUCUCUUUUACAGGAGCCAACAGGAGGUAGUGAAUGGGACUCAAGAAAGUAGGGGGAACAGAGAGGAAAUCAUUAGGAGAUCAACUUGAAAUGGUUUCUUCUUCUGUUUCUCCUUUAGAAUAGUAGUUAUCUUCCUGCAAUUGACUAACAACUUUUCAGGAGGAAUUAAAAAAUGAAGUAGCUUUGUGUUUGGAAUCUAAGUGGAAAUAUAUAACGUGCUUUCAUACAUUCACUUUCUAUUUUCCAGGAAGAGAUGUUUGUUUUUUUUUAAUUAGGGUCACCAGUGCAAAGUCAGGGACAGCACUUUGAGUGACUGGAAAAGAUACUUUAUUUAUUACUCUUUUGCCUGAACGUGAGGUUGAUUGCUUUUGCAGGGAGGAUAAAUAUUCCAUAUGCAUAUACCGUACAAAUCUCCAUGAUUUUAAAUCUGCUAGUUGAGUUGGUUUUUGUUUUUCUGCUAGUCAGAUGGAAUAGAAACAAAUUUAAGCAAUUCUGAUAGCAUUUGGAUAUUAAACUGGAAACAAUACUUAAUUUUAAUGUGUAAAAGCUGUGUAAAUUACCUUGUGAGUGUGAUUAGAAGUUCUGAGAUAGUAGCUAAUUCCUUGGUUGCCUUUAUACCUACUUUAAAUCUUCACAAAAAGGAAGACUGCUGCUACUACCCUUAGAUAUUAAUGCUCCAACUCUAAAGUCUCCAUUUUAAAAAGCACCAUAAAGUCACUUCUUUAUAUGUUAUCCAAGUUGCAUAAAAGCCACUGUGCUCAACAACUUAACAAGUUUACUUCAGCCAUGAUGAGUUAGUAUCAUUUUUGUACAGCUUAGGUUGAGGAAGAGAGCUAAAAUUAAAUAAGUCAGAAUUACAAGGGGAGCUCCAAGAUGGCUCCUACCUAUGUCCUCUGAUGUCAUCCU